Molecule: messenger RNA, 485 nt
Organism: Podospora pseudocomata
Lineage: Eukaryota; Fungi; Ascomycota; Sordariomycetes; Sordariales; Podosporaceae
Exons: 2
Coding region: 1-252 (83 amino acids)
Source: RefSeq, a predicted model, not a curated record
AUGACGACCGAGUCUACGACUCCUCCUGCCGCCCAGGCAGAGGGUGAGAAGACCACAACAACACCCAAGACAACCCGGUCCUCCAAUGAUAGUAGCAGCGUUGCUACCAGUACCACCGCUAGCAAAUGUGCUGCUGUCAGCGCUGUUGAUGCCUCGGACAAGUCAAAGGAGAAUAUGGAGGCCUCCCUUCCGCAUUCGAUCCCCAAGAAGCCGACCAGCUCGGAGAUGUAUUCGGCUUGUCAUUAUGACUAGACUUCUUGGUCAAUAUGGGGACGGACAUGAUUAAGUCAUAUGGGAGCAGAGAAUUGCGAAAUUUUGGGGAGUGCUAUGGUGUCUAGGUUGGGGAGAAAUCUCGGGUUUUUGUGAUCACGACAACAGAGGUGAGGGUAGUAGUAACUCACUGCCAUGAUAGUAUCAUCAUUCUUAUCUUUUUUUAUCAAAUUGCCACAUUUUUUGUGCAAGGGUGUUAGUCGAGCAUGACCGCU